GACUGAAGAGCUGAGCUCAAUGUUAUGAUUUUAAACAAUUUGAUAUAUUAAAUAAAGUCUGCUAUUUUAGUGUUUAUUAACUAUUUUCACACGAACAUCAAUUAUAAGCUUUAUACAAUUUGAUGUGCUAUUAUAGAGUCUAAAAUGAAUUUAAAUAAUUUUUUGCUUCAGUAAGUUCUAUGACGCUGUUAAUUAUUUAUAUCAUUUAACAUGGAAAAUAAUUAUGUAAAAACUAGAAAUAAAUCCAAAAUAGUAGUAACAGAUGAUCUCGAAAAUACUUCAAAAUUUAAAAAACGUAAAUUGGUCGAUAUUAGUGAACCUCGUAUAAAAGUUAAUUGCAAUGGUAAAACAAUUAUGUUAACUAUGUGCAAUUUAGAUUCUAUUGUGAGUCAAGAAGUAUCAAAGUAUAUUAUAAACACUAAACAUUUAGAAACUAUUAUAGAACGAGCAAAAUUAUUGGAUAUUAAAAGAUGGCGUGACAAAAUUAAAAAUACAGAAAAUCAAUUAUUAGAAUUAAGAUAUAUAGUUAAUAAAUUAAAUGAAGAUUUAAAAAUUGACGAAUCAGUUCGAGCUAUUAAAAUAACAAAAACAUUAAAACUUGGUGUUAAAGUUAUUUCCAGUAAAACUGAGUCUGUUUUAGCUAAUCAAAAGAAAACUAAUUCAACGCUAGCUGCUAAAAAUUUUAAAGAAGUUUUAACAAUAACGGAUGAAGAAUUAGAUAAUACAAAUUUUAUUAACAAAACUUCAUCUAAUCUUUAUCAAAUAUGUAAUUCUAGUAUUAAUGACAAUUUUGAUGUACCCAUAAUACAAAAGAAUUUUCAUAAAUCUAUAGUGUGUUCUCAGUUGGAAAACGGAAAUGUUUUUGUAAAACAAGACAUUGAUAGUGAUUCUGAUGAUUAUCUACCAGAAAUUAUUGAAGUACAAGGAGGAACAAAUGAAAAAAAUAAUAUAAAUCAGAAGUUAGUAAGUGGUCAACCUAAUAUGAUAUUUGAUAAUUUGACUAUAAAGGAAGAAAUAAUGGAAGAUAUUGAUGAUAAAAAUGCUUUUAACUCAGAAUCGCUCAUAAAAAAUAAAAGCCACAUAUCACUAACAAAAUGUAUGAUUGAUUUAAACAGUUUUAAACAAAGUGAUGGUGAUAUUAAUUCAAAACUACUAAAUGGUGCUAGUAAAAUUAAUUCAUCUAAUCAAGAUAUUGAAAAUUCUACAAAACAACCAGCUUACCCAAAUAAUAUUACACUUGUUGUUAUACCAUCCGCCUCCAACAGUCCCACAAAUACUCAAGAUAUAUCGAAUAGAAUGAGACCAAAUCUAAUGUUAAAUGAUCAUAGACUAACUAAGUUAAAAUAUCCACCUCCAUUUCCAAAAGUACUCCCAUAUAAUAGCCAACCCACAUGGAAAAAUGUUCCUCCUGCUCCUAAAUUAGAGUUGCACAAAAAUGAUAACAGUGUUCAAUUAGUUUGGGAUGUUAGAUUAAAUGAAAAUAUAGCCAAAAUUAAGUCAUAUGAAUUAUACGCUUGUCAGCAGACUACUGCCGUACCAGAUUCAUCUAUGUGGAAGAAAAUGGGAGAUUUGGAAGCAAAGCCUUUACCAAUGGCAUGUGAUUUGGCAGCUUUUGCAAAAGGGUACAAGUAUUAUUUUGCUUUAAGAGCUGUCGACAUUCAUAAUAGACAUGCUCCAUUUGCUUUACAAGACAUAUUUAUAUAAAAAACAUCUAUCAUUAGCAUAAUUAUAAUAUUUCUAUUUUAUUUUAAUAAAACUGUUUUAAGGUA
Messenger RNA from Daktulosphaira vitifoliae (grape phylloxera), 1769 nucleotides. RefSeq names its product activating transcription factor 7-interacting protein 2-like. The transcript has 2 exons. The record is from RefSeq and is a predicted model, not a curated record. Bases 211 to 1704 code for a protein of 497 amino acids. Gene Ontology annotation, molecular function: transcription coregulator activity; protein binding. Gene Ontology annotation, biological process: regulation of DNA-templated transcription. Lineage: Eukaryota; Metazoa; Arthropoda; Insecta; Hemiptera; Phylloxeridae. Gene Ontology annotation, cellular component: nucleus; transcription regulator complex.